This is a messenger RNA of Coprinopsis cinerea okayama7#130, 3489 nucleotides long. RefSeq names its product REV1. The record is from RefSeq and is a predicted model, not a curated record. Gene Ontology annotation, cellular component: nucleus. Bases 1 to 3489 code for a protein of 1162 amino acids. Gene Ontology annotation, biological process: error-prone translesion synthesis; error-free translesion synthesis. The transcript is spliced from 8 exons. Gene Ontology annotation, molecular function: damaged DNA binding; deoxycytidyl transferase activity; DNA-directed DNA polymerase activity. Lineage: Eukaryota; Fungi; Basidiomycota; Agaricomycetes; Agaricales; Psathyrellaceae.
AUGGUUUCCCAAAAUUCGUCGGACUACUUUGAAGAGGAAGACUCUCAGUUCCUGAGGGCUCUGCAAGAGGCCACAUUACCUGGUGAUCUGCCGAAACCAGCACCUGAACCUCAAGAUGUCGACGAAGACGGUUCGGAUUCGGAUUCAUCUGAGGACCUUGCACCCCCACCUCCAGCUCAGCCGUAUCUAAAGCGUCGCUAUUCAGAUCUGGAGGAAGAAGAGAUACGAGAGGCAACGACUACCACAGCAGAAAAGGUUGCGAGCGAAGAUGCGGACAUCUAUGGACCUGCUCGCUUUGGAGGGUUUGGGCAGUACAUGCACCGGAAACGCGCCAAAUUGCAAAUCCAGAAUGAUUCGUUGAAAGGGAAAGAAGUAAAGGACGGAAUCUUCAAAGGGCUCGCGAUCUAUAUUAAUGGAUGGACGCAACCUUCAGUCCAGGACCUCAGACAAUUAAUAAUUCAACAUGGUGGUGUAUUUCAGCCUUACCUCGAUAAGAAGAGCAUCGUUACCCAUAUCAUUACUUGCUCGUUGACUCCUGCCAAGAUGAGGGAGUUCAAGCACAUGAAGGUUGUUCGACCGGAAUGGCUCGUGGAAAGUGCAAAGGCGGGAGGGCUCCUUCCCUGGCGCGAUUUCAUCUACAUUCCAGACGGGCGACCUGAGAGCUCUCAGGGCAGUAAACAAAGGGCACAAGGGCUGGGAGACCACGUCAAGCUCUCAGGUUCUUCUGGGUCGACCACAAAGGCUGCCAAAGCGCCAACGCCCAAGCCUGACCCGCUAUAUGUCACGGAUCCCAAAUCCAAGGAAGAGGCGGCUAGGGUGCCAGGGUAUGCUUCGGCAAUAUCCAAUCCUAACGCCCAACGUGCAAUGGCGAAUCCUGAGUGGAGGAAAGCCCACACAUCCGUUGCACCUGAUUUCAUCGAGGGCUACUACAGGAAUUCACGUCUUCAUCACCUCGCCACUUGGAAAGCCGAACUCAGAGAACUUGUGCAAGAAGCGCAAGAACGCGCCGAGUCCAACGGAGGCGCGAUCGCAGAAGGCGCUGUCGCGCACUUGGGGAAAGUCCCUUCCGAAAGGGGUGGGGUGAGCAUGCGGGGGGUGGAGUUUGUAAUGAAGUCCCCAGGUAGCAAGUCCAAGUGGAAAGGAAAGGGAAGGGCGGUAGAAGUACACGACCGCGUCAUCAUGCAUUGCGAUUUUGACUGCUUCUUCGUGGCAGCAGGCCUCGUCAGUCGACCGGAGCUGAAAGGCAAACCCGUGGUGGUUUGCCAUUCCCAAGGAAGCCAAGGAGGAGCAUCUAGUACCAGCGAGAUCGCUAGUUGCAGUUACGAGGCAAGGAAGUUUGGCGUCAAGAACGGGAUGAGCCUUCAACAAGCCCGCCAGUUAUGCCCCAUGAUCAUCACGAUACCUUAUGAAUUUGAACGAUAUAAACAAUUCUCUCUCCAAUUUUAUACCGUUUUGAUGUCACAUGCGGACGACCUGCAAGCUGUGUCUGUGGACGAAGCGAUAAUCGACGUGACGGAGGCUGUUUCACAACUACGCGCCAGAACGGAAGACCCAACCAUCGACGUCGCCAAGGAUUACGCGGAGACGAUCCGCGCAGCUGUCAGAAACGUGACCAGUUGUGAGAUCAGCAUCGGAAUUGCGCACAACAUUCUGUUGGCACGACUUGCGACUCGUAAAGCCAAGCCAGGAGGGUCUUACCACCUUCGUCCUGAAGAAGUACCUCAAUAUCUCGCCCCUCUCGAGAUCACGGACCUGCAUGGAUUUGGGUGGCAGACGAAGAAGAAAGCUCAAGAGAAGCUUGGUGCUACAUCGUUGGGUGAACUGACGAAGAAGAGCAAGGCGCAGCUUAUCGACGCCCUGGGGAGGGCGACUGGGGAAAAUCUGUAUAAUGCUCUCCGUGGUGUCGAUGAUCGCAAGCUAGAGUCGGACAAGCCCAGGAAGUCGGUGUCCUGCGAGAUCAACUAUGGUAUUCGAUUUGAGAAUAACGAACAGGCUGAAGAGUUUAUCCGCCAGAUGGCAGCGGAGGUCAAGAAACGGUUGGAUGCUGUCAACAUGGUCGGGCGGUCUGUUACCUUGAAGAUCAUGAAGCGAGACCCUUCUGCUCCAGCGGAGCCCGCAAAGUUCUUGGGACAUGGUCCUUGUGACGUAUUCAGCAAACAAGGCGCAUUGAUUGGUCCUGGAGGAAGAGCGACGAGUGACGACCAGAUCAUUGGCGACCAUGUGUGGAGGAUGUUGAAGUCUUUCAACUUUGACCCCAAGGAUCUCAGAGGAAUCGGCAUCCAAAUCCAGAAACUGGAAGCCCCCAACUCAGCCCCUCAGGUGCCACUUGGCCAGGCCAGGCUUCCCUUUCAGCGACGCAACGACGGCUCGAGGGCAGCAGGAACUUCGAAGGCUGGCGCCAACAGUAUUGGUGGCCACGCAGCUGUAGCGGUACAGGCGCCAAUAGGAGACCCGGUGAAGCCGUCGGUUGAAUCCAAUCAGAAUCAGAGAGCCUUCGACCUUCCCUCGUUCUCUCAAGUCGACAAGUCGGUUCUGGAGGCUCUUCCCCGUGAAAUCCGAGAAGAAUUGGAGAACGAAUACAGACGCCAACCGUCCACGCCAUUCGUUUCACAUUCUGGUCCCACCAACCAGCCUCCUGGCCUCCGACCUCCCCCUCGCGUCACAUUCGAGUCUGGUUUCCCAUCUCGGCGAUCCAAUACUCCCAAUAUUUUCCCGGAGAAACCUGGUGGUCCAGGAAACUACAAACGGAUCACGCAGCAGCUAGCUCCAAAGUCACGGUCGUCCAUCUCGCCCACCAAAAGCGCCCUGUUUGCGUUGUUGGAACGAAAUAUGCAGAAGAAGCAGAAGAAAAAAGUCCUUGCUCAGGUCACGGAUGCCAAACUGCGGGACUUGGGAAUCGACCCUGAAGUGUUCGCGGCGCUACCAAAAUCGAUUCAAGCGGAGCAACUUUCUCGAGCGAGGUUGAUCAAGGCGAAGGGAGAGCUACCGUCUCCGCCCUCUGAGCGCAAAGUGCUCAAGGCGAAGAGGCUCACUCUUCCCCCGGGUUUCAAGGUCUAUCGCGCACCUCCUCCGUAUGCUCGAUACCGUACCGUACCGACUCUCCGCCGACAUGGGAAAACCAAGAAGGAAAAGCUCGCUUUUACGGAUGCGUCUGACGUACAGAACGUUCUGGAGACGUGGGUUACAACUUAUCGACACUGGGCUCCGCGGCAGAAGGACGUGGACUACCUCUCCAAAUUCCUGUUGCAAUGUGUGGAUGGGAAUGUGGCUGCUGAUACUGGCCUUGAAACGGGAGUGUCUGUGAUGAAGUGGUGGUUGGUGUUGUUGAGGCGGUUUUGGCCAGGGUCGGAAUUGAUCGAGGAAGGAGAGCCUGAUGGGAGUCAGACGGAUAGGGUUGGGCAGGCGUGGUGGGAUACGUUUAGGGAGUUGAAGGAGAAGAUGGAUGUGGUUGUGAGGAAGAAGUUUGGGGGUUGUCUCUCGUUGAAGUGA